Hyla sarda is the source of this 939-nucleotide messenger RNA. Its product is annotated as olfactory receptor 6C74-like. Gene Ontology annotation, cellular component: membrane. Gene Ontology annotation, molecular function: olfactory receptor activity; G protein-coupled receptor activity. The transcript has a single exon. The record is from RefSeq and is a predicted model, not a curated record. The coding region runs from base 1 to 939 and encodes 312 amino acids. Gene Ontology annotation, biological process: G protein-coupled receptor signaling pathway. NCBI's taxonomy places the organism in Eukaryota, Metazoa, Chordata, Amphibia, Anura, Hylidae.
AUGAUUGAUGACUCUUCAAAUCAGACUAUGGUGGCCUACUUUAUUAUUCAAGGCAUAUCAGAUGUACCGGAGCUGCAACUUCCAAUUUUCCUCCUUGUUCUCUUGAUAUAUCUUGUAACUCUUGGUGGUAACAUGACCAUUCUCCUGCUGGUAUGUUUAGAUCAUCGUCUCCACUCUCCCAUGUACUUCUUCUUGGCCAACUUGUCUAUUGUGGACAUGUCUUCCUCAACUAUCUCUCUACAUAAGGUUCUCCUUAUCUUCAUCUCAGGGAAUCGUGCAGUUUCCUUUAAUGGUUGCAUCCUCCAUAUAUACUUCUUUGCCUCCAUUACUGGUCAUGAACUUUUUAUCCUGUCAGUGAUGAGUUAUGACCGAUAUGUGGCCGUCUGUAACCCUUUGCGUUAUCAUUCAGUCAUGACCAGAGGACUUUGCAUUCUCUUGGCUUCUUGCUGUUGGAUGUUGGGUUUCUUGCUGAUUAUUCCUCCAGUUGUUAUUGUAUCCGGCUUUACUUGUUAUAUUUCCAACCACAUUGACCACUUUUUCUGUGACAUUGGGUCCAUCGCAAGGUUGACCUGCAGUGACACCUCAAUACUGGAGAUCCUGACCCUCACUGAGGGAUUAAUAGUUUCCACCCUCCUGCCCUUCUUUUUGACUUUUAUACCCUACGUUUUCAUCAUUUCAGCCAUAAUAAAGAUCCCAACGAGAACAGGGAGACGAAAGGCGUUCUACACAUUCUCCUCACAUCUGACAGUAGUGGUAAUUCUCUAUGUCAUCCUGACCUGUCAGUACAUAUUACCGGUCACAGUGAAUGCUACAGACAAAAAGUUUUUUGCACUUUUUAACACAGCUGCUGUACCAAUGCUGAAUCCACUGAUCUACAGCCUAAAAAACAAAGACGUAAAGUCUGCUCUGAGAAGGUGGUUUAUGAAGAGCAGAAUCUAG